Messenger RNA from Acyrthosiphon pisum (pea aphid), 664 nucleotides. RefSeq names its product kelch-like protein 3. The coding region runs from base 300 to 599 and encodes 99 amino acids. Gene Ontology annotation, molecular function: protein binding. The transcript is spliced from 4 exons. The record is from RefSeq and is a predicted model, not a curated record. NCBI's taxonomy places the organism in Eukaryota, Metazoa, Arthropoda, Insecta, Hemiptera, Aphididae.
CGCCAUUCGGUGAGACGUGAAGGGAGCAGCCUCCACACCGCACAAGUGAUAAGAAAUUUGUUGUUGCUUCUCGGCGUCCUGCCAUUUAAUAUAUUUUCCAUGAUGAGUCGUGCUGUCUCUGUAUUACGAUCACGAACCAAGAAGUAUAACUAAGUUAAAGUAUCUUUAAUCCGUAAUCGUGCUAUGGACUUCUGGAUUCCAUAUUUCUAUAGACCACGGAAUAUAAUAUACUACACCUAUUAUAGUUACGUAUAAUACCUACUAACUGAAGUCAACUUCAAAACAAAAUAGCAAAAGAGAUGGAUUCUGAAAAACGUGUUAUACCAUGGACGAGUGGCCAAAAGCAAGUUGUGGAAUCCAACGGAUGUAAACCUAAAAUAUACAUAAACAGCUAUCAUACUCACAAUUUGUUUCAAGUCCUACAAAGUUUACACAGUGAAAAAGUGUUACGUGAUACCAAGUUAGAAACAGAUGGCAGUGUAAUAGUAAAUGCACAUAAAGUGGUUUUAGUAUCAGCUAGUCCAUAUUUCUGUGCGAUGUUCACCAGUUUUGCCGAAGGCGAUAAAGAUUCGACUUCAAUAUCUUACAAAGCUUGGUAGAUUAUAUUUAUAGUGGUGAAAUCAUGGUCAAGAAAAAAAUUUAUUGAAAACUCGUUGAAGCUGAA